GCGCAUCCCCACAAACAGAGUCAGCACUCUCGGAUCCCCACCGGCUCCGGCCUGACGUCGCUCCCAUCUCCGGCCGCCGUGCGCCCAAACCCCCCAACAUCCCGGCGGCCGUACGGCGAGAUGGCGCGCGACCGCGGUGAGCCGGCUGCCGUGCGCGUCUACACGGUCUGCGACGAGUCCAAGUACCUCAUCGUCCGGAACGUGCCGUCCCUCGGGUGCGGCGAUGAGCUCGGCACCCUGUUCUCCACCUACGGCCCGCUGGAAGAGUGCACGCCCAUGGACGGCGAGGACUGCGAGGAGUACACCGACGUCUUCUUCAUCAAGUUCUCGCAGGUCAGCAACGCGAGGUUUGCAAAGCGAAAGUUGGAUGAAUCUGUAUUUCUUGGCAACCGGCUGCAGGUGUCAUACGCACCUCAGUUUGAGAGUGUUUUGGAUACCAAGGAGAAACUGGAAGUUAGGCGAAAAGAAGUCCUCAGCCGGAUAAGAUCACCUGCUGGAAGCAGACCUGAAGGGGUAUCUCAGUAUUCUCUGGGCCAGGGAUCGUCUAGCGGGAACUCACACCAUCAUAUGAGCUCCAAUAAGAGGGACUAUACGCAGGCAAUGCACGCUUCUCAUAUCAAAGAUGCUCGUUUCAGUCAUGUGUCCUCUAAUAAGGACUAUUUUCCAUCUGAGUCAAUGAAUGCAACCGUAAAUCUUGUCAGGGAAAAGCUUGAUCAGGGAUGAUGUAGAUGGGAAUGCUGAAAAUCAAGGGGGCAACUUUUAAUGAGGUGUAGCUAGGCAUGUGCCAGUCGAGGUGCUAGCAUAGCAUGUCUGUCCUGAUGAGUGGUUGCUGAUGUGAUGUCUCUGGUUGCAACCAAAACAAAAUCCAAGCCUCUCAUCAGGCUGCUUUCUGCUUCUUCCAAAAAACUGCUUUCUACUUCUUCCCGGAAAAGAAAGAAAAAGAAAUGGCAUAGUUAUGUUACAAGAGGUUUUAGAAAAAACUUUUGCCCCCACUUUGUUGACCCAUCAUUCCCAGGAGCAUUAGUGAACUGUUCGAGUUAAAAAUAAAAAGAGUGAAUGGUUAUGUUGCUUACAA
Messenger RNA from Brachypodium distachyon (stiff brome), 1075 nucleotides. RefSeq names its product RNA-binding protein 48. The coding region runs from base 121 to 723 and encodes 200 amino acids. Lineage: Eukaryota; Viridiplantae; Streptophyta; Magnoliopsida; Poales; Poaceae. The record is from RefSeq and is a predicted model, not a curated record. The transcript is spliced from 8 exons. Gene Ontology annotation, cellular component: nucleoplasm. Gene Ontology annotation, molecular function: RNA binding.